Messenger RNA from Glarea lozoyensis ATCC 20868, 3555 nucleotides. RefSeq names its product FYVE/PHD zinc finger. The transcript is spliced from 3 exons. The record is from RefSeq and is a predicted model, not a curated record. The coding region runs from base 1 to 3555 and encodes 1184 amino acids. Lineage: Eukaryota; Fungi; Ascomycota; Leotiomycetes; Helotiales; Helotiaceae. Gene Ontology annotation, biological process: regulation of transcription by RNA polymerase II.
AUGACACCUGCGCCAACGACCCCGCGACGGCCUGCAUCUAGCAGGGUACGUCAAACUCGACCAAAGUCAACAGGACCCGCUCGGUCAGAGAAGUCCACACCUAAGGUUUUUUCAGAACCUCCAAGGAAACGAAGAUAUAUUCCAGGAGGCCCCGGUGGUGGUGGAAGAUACGUCGACGAAGACGGAACUGAAAUACCUGUUGGAGGAACCGGACCAGGUGGAUACAACUACGUCGGACCUCGUGGGCGCAUCGGACAAGAAAACGCAGCUAGAGGCUUGAUUCCACAAAUUUAUCCACGCAGAGACCGAAGUGCCAGAACGCGCACCGUUUUACCUCGAUCUCAACAACCACCUAUGCGGUUCAGUUCUGCGGCCCAAGUGGCUGCGGUGGUACAAAGUGACGGAUAUAAGCCCAGAGAGGAGCGCGCUUGGGAAGAAUUCCAUCCGAACCUUGAUAUCGAAGGAGUCCUUCGUGCUUUUACCUCGCACGAUGUGGAGGGUAUUUCACUGCCAGAAACACGACCUGUCACACCUGCGAAUGCGCCUCUUUCUGCAGAAGGUUCCGUAGUUGGCACGAAUGGGGUUAUGACUCCAACUGGGGCGGAUAGCCAUAGGACUAAAAGUGAAGGAAUUCCUACACCUGCUGCUUCCCUAAACGGCGAGUCAUCGAUGACUAUUGCGAUACCCGGAACUCCUGGUGGAGGGAAACGAAGGCCAGGCAGACCACCAAAGGAUCCUGUCGCGUUUUAUUCUGCCAGGGCCGCUGCUAUGGGUGCCACUUUGGCUGUAGGUGGAAAUAAAACGCCAACUCCUAGAGCUUUAAAGCCCCCUCCACCAGUGCAGAACAUCAAUGCGAAGGAGAAACUGACAUUACCCCAGCCCUCGUAUCGGAGAACAGAUACUCUGGCAAGCUUUGAGGAUAAGGCUCUUGGUCUGGUACGAUAUGUGGAUAAAUCCAUGGCCAAUGUAGGAUAUCAGGAAACCGACAUCUUUGUGCGCCCUGAACAUAAACUUAUAAAGGUAUCGGACUCAAACCUCGAGGAGGAUCUCGACUCGGCCCCCGGGCAGAAAGGUGAUAAUGAAGGAAUGGUUGCACUAGGAAGUGGUGGGGUUGGCCGUGUUGAGUACGACAUGGAUGAGCAGGACGAUAAAUGGUUGCAAGAAUACAACAAGGGAAGAAAGGCGAUCAAUCACGAGGCCAUUACCCGAGAGAUAUUCGAGAUCACCAUGACUAAGAUUGAAAAAGAAUGGCACGCCUUGGAAAAGAGGAUACCUAAACCCAAUCCAAAACCACCCCAGACGCAUCGCCCUCGAUCCAGUUCUGCUGCGGCGGUAAAUGGAGAACCGCAGGCUGGAGAAGAACCGGAUAGCAAGUGCGCCAUUUGCGACGAUGGAGACUGUGAGAAUACCAACGCUAUUGUUUUUUGCGACGGCUGCGAUUUGGCGGUUCAUCAGGAAUGCUACGGAGUUCCUUUCAUCCCUGAGGGCCAAUGGAUGUGUCGUAAAUGCCUGCUAAUCGGUCGCGGAAUACCUACUUGCAUAUUUUGUCCCAACACUGACGGGGGCUUCAAAAAAACCAAUGCAUCCAAAUGGGCUCACCUACUAUGCGCUAUGUGGAUACCAGAAGUAUCUCUUGGUAAUCAUACCUUCAUGGAACCGGUAAUGGAUGUUGAGAAAGUGCCCAAGACGAGAUGGCGAUUAACAUGUUAUUUGUGCAACCAACGCAUGGGGGCUUGCAUUCAAUGCGGAAACAAGGCUUGCUACCAAGCAUUUCACGUUACCUGCGCAAGACGGGCCCGUCUCUUUCUCAAGAUGAAAAACAGUCACGGCACACUGGCGGUACUUGAUGGAAAUGCUGUACUGAAGGCGUUUUGUGAUAAGCAUUGUCCGUCUGAUUACGCAAAGGAAAAUGAUGUCGCAGGGGCAACUCGGGAAGCACGAGCCUAUUACAAAAAGGCUAUGCGUGGUCGCCUCUGGGCGGACAGUCAAGAUUCGGCAUUGGCAAUGGCAGCCACGCACCGACAUGCAGUGACCGAGCAUCAACCCGACGAAUCUCAACUCACUGGGGCGAAGAUGGCACUUGCCUUGGGAGACAGCAAAAAGAGGGGCGCCCAACCCGCUAAAGCAGUCUGGAAACUCCCGUCCGGUGCUCCAGUCAUUCCUCAAGUCGUAUACAAUUCUGUUGAAAGCUCACUGCAGCGGUUUAAUAUUCGCAAGCGCAAAGAGUACGCUGCAGAUGCAUGUAGAUACUGGACACUCAAGAGGGAGGCACGGCGUGGGGCAGCUCUCCUGAAGAGGUUACAGUUGCAGAUGGAAACCUUUUCAUCUAUGGAAAUCACUCGCAGAAAUUUUGCCGGCAUGGGCCACGCUGGAAGACCGAAAUUGAACAGACGUAUCGAAUUUGCUGGCACGCUGGUCAAAGACUUAGAACGUUUAACGACUUUGGUUGAAGAUGUCAAAAAAAGAGAGCUGGAAAAGCUAACCGCCGUCGAGCUCGAGGAAGACGCUGUCGAUACCAUAUAUUUUCCUGUGGCGCAAUUGUUUCCGCCAAUGGUCGCAAGAGCUCUCACGCUCGACACCAAGAUUGUUUUCCACGAUGGUCUCAAAUUACUUGAACAACGCGUUCAAAACAGAUUUUACACAACUGCCACAGCUUUUGCCCAGGACUUCGGUAAUGUCUUCCAUAAUGGGAUUGUGUCGCAACCUGUGCCACAACCAGAGCAGCCCGUUUCAAGCGAGCUCAAGAAGCCCAUCGUCACGGAUAUUCGAGAGAGACGGCGGCUGGCUAAGAGAAUUAUCAAAACAAUUCAACCACAGCUUCAAGCGGCUGUUCGCGCGGAGGCCGAUAUCAGUGGGAAGUCCGCAGAAAUUCUUGUGCGGGAUUUGGAUCAGUUGCUCGAAAGCAGUAUAAACUCAAAUGGAGAUACAAUAUCAGUCUCAAUCGGAGACACUGGUUCUCAGGUGGAUAUAGAUUCCAAAAACGAGAUAGACACGCACAUGGCGAACGCCGAAGAAGUGAUUAUUGAUGAUGCACUUGCGGACGUGGAGAUGAAAGAGUCGGUUUCAUCUGCGAAAGAAAACCACCAACUUGUGGAAUCCUCCGGCAUGAAUGGGUUGGCGAAUAUGAAUGGGCCAGAUACCACAUUGACGGAAGUCAACGGCAACAUCUUCCAAGGCAAGCUAGACCACUCCAACGGUAUUAAGAUUGGUAAACAUCACGGGGUCAAUGGUGAUACUGGUUCCGUCCAGAUUCACAAUCCCCCAACCCCUCCACUGUCAAACGGGGACUCUACGAAUGGACAUAAUAGCAAUUUUCUGGUCGCCGGAGGGACACCAUGGUUCCUAGAAGAAUUUCAUCCAGAGGGCACCAGCAUAGUACAGGAGAAGUGGACUGGCAGGGACGCUGUUGCAAGAUUGAGCGAGGAUCUUAGCGACAUGGACGAGGCAACGCUGAACGGCCUACUGAGCGUUAGUGAACCAGUUGGGGAGAUUCCCGUGCCCCCCACUGCGACGAAAGCCAAAAAGGCUAAGCCGAAGCGUAGUAGGAGGCGCUGA